AAGGAGCUGCAGUCAUAACAUCUUCAGCCUUCACACAGGGCAUCUCUUCUCUUCAGCUUCACUUCAUUGAAUCAUCUGCUGCAUCUGUCACCAUGAGGACCCUGGCUGCUCUUCUGGCUCUGGUGCUGGUCAUCUCAGUUAGUGCUCAGUAUGCACCAACUACAUCAAGUUGCUGUAAAGAAUACUAUGUGUCCGGGGCGAUCCCUGAAAAAAAGGUUGUGUCUUACUUCAAAACCAGCAGCAGCUGCUACCUGACUGCUAUUGUGCUUAAAACAGUGGCAGAUAAGGAGUUCUGUGUGAAGCCUGAUCUGAAAUGGGUUCAGAAGAUCGUCACCAAGUUAGACAGGGUGACAGGAGCCCCUACAGCCAGUCCUUGAAUGAAUCCUCAGCAUCUACGGCCGACCGUCUUGAGAAGUCCCAACUGGACUCAUGCUAAUUUAAACUACUUCAAUCUGUUUUAGUUUGUACAAAAUCAGUGUUGUGUUACUGUGACAACUGUCUGGAAAUAUUUCAUUUGUUCCAUUACAAAUGUUGUUGCUGAGGUACUAUUUGUAA
Messenger RNA from Sardina pilchardus (European sardine), 555 nucleotides. Its product is annotated as C-C motif chemokine 7-like. The record is from RefSeq and is a predicted model, not a curated record. Gene Ontology annotation, molecular function: chemokine activity. The transcript is spliced from 3 exons. Gene Ontology annotation, cellular component: extracellular region. Gene Ontology annotation, biological process: immune response. NCBI's taxonomy places the organism in Eukaryota, Metazoa, Chordata, Actinopteri, Clupeiformes, Clupeidae. Bases 93 to 377 code for a protein of 94 amino acids.